AUGAAGGCAGACGAGCCUCUGGUUCCUGCAAGGCGGGCUCCUCGCCAGCCGGCCCUUCCCAGGCGCCUCACCCAGCAGCGCUUCGCUGCUCCGAUCAGCAACGGAGGUGGCGGGCGAAGUGUCACCCGCUGUUUGUCCUGGCAGGUUGUCUGGGACACGCUGGGGAACAAGCAGUUCUGCUCCUACAAGAUAACGACAAAAACCCAGAAUUUUUGCCGCAAUGAGUAUAACCUGACUGGUCUGUGCAACCGCUCCUCCUGCCCGCUGGCGAACAGUCAGUAUGCGACCGUCAGGGAGGAGAAAGGUCGGUGUUACCUGUACAUGAAGACGAUAGAGCGGGCAGCUUUUCCCCGUCGACUCUGGGAGCGGGUCCUGCUAAGCAAGAACUAUGAGAAAGCACUGGAAGAGAUAGACGAGAACCUCAUCUACUGGCCGCGGUUCAUCCGACACAAAUGCAAGCAGCGAUUUACUAAGAUCACGCAGUACCUCAUCCGCAUCCGGAAGCUGACGCUGAAGCGACAGAGGAAGCUUGUUCCUUUACGCAGAAAGAUUGAAAGGCGAGAGAAGAGAAGAGAGGAGAAAGCCUUGAUUGCUGCUCAGCUGGAUAACGCCAUUGAGAAGGAAUUACUGGAAAGACUGAAACAGGAUACAUAUGGAGACAUUUACAACUUCCCCAUUCACGCCUUUGACAAAGCUCUACAACAGCAAGAUGCAGAAAGCGAGAGCGAGUCCGAUGCAGAGAAGGAAGACGAUGAUGAUGAGGACGUGGAUAAAAGAGAGUUUGUGGAAGCAGAUGACAGUGACCUCAGUGACUUUGAGGACAUGGAUAAGUUGGAGACAAGUAGUGAAGAGGAGCCGGAAGAGGAGGAAGAAGUAGAAAAGAAAGCCUCUCACUCCAAAUCUAAAGGGAAAACUCCCCUGAAAGGACCAGCCAGAAGAAAACGUCCCUACAUUGAAAUAGAGUAUGAAAAAGAAACAGAGCCAACCACCAAAACAAAAGCAGCCUGACUCCUUCCUAAACCCGCAUUUUGUACUGAAUGACAGGACUCCAGAUCUGUCACAACUUUGCCACUCUGUGCAGGACCCUCAAAAAUUACUACUUUUUUUUUUCCAUAUUCUAGACUAACAAUUUUCUUUAAGAAAAGAAGGGUUUCUGUCCCAACCCCUGGCAAUUGCAGCAAGUUUGUGCAACUCCUGCAUGAAGCGCAGUUUUAAGGAAGAAGACUCCCCACCUCUACAACCCCACAAGGCUCAGCUUGGACUGCUGCUUUGUUCUAGACAUGGAGAAGCCCGCAAGUGGCUAGGCGAGCGCCCAAGUGUAUCUUGUUUGGGAGAGGUAUGGGGCUAACAAGAGUGGGAUGAGAA
This is a messenger RNA of Haliaeetus leucocephalus (bald eagle), 1365 nucleotides long. RefSeq names its product MAK16 homolog (S. cerevisiae) (gene MAK16). The coding region runs from base 1 to 1008 and encodes 335 amino acids. Gene Ontology annotation, biological process: maturation of 5.8S rRNA; maturation of LSU-rRNA. Gene Ontology annotation, cellular component: nucleolus; preribosome, large subunit precursor. Lineage: Eukaryota; Metazoa; Chordata; Aves; Accipitriformes; Accipitridae. The record is from RefSeq and is a predicted model, not a curated record. The transcript is spliced from 10 exons.